Molecule: messenger RNA, 435 nt
Organism: Pecten maximus
Lineage: Eukaryota; Metazoa; Mollusca; Bivalvia; Pectinida; Pectinidae
Exons: 2
Coding region: 64-435 (123 amino acids)
Biological process (GO): homophilic cell-cell adhesion
Cellular component (GO): membrane
Molecular function (GO): calcium ion binding
Source: RefSeq, a predicted model, not a curated record
ACAAAGAGUGGGACUAGUUAUAUAACAUCGUUAGGUGAUCCUCCAUUAUUUGAGGCUUGUAACAUGAAAGGUUACAAUGGAUUUAUAAUUGGGCGGAAAGCAAAUAUCUUCUCAACUUUAAUAGUUGUAUGCUUCAUCAGAACAUGCGAAGGCGACCCUCCCGUCUGGGCCACGCCGUCCACCUCGACGUCCAUCUCCAUCAGUGAGAACACGGCCACGGCUGUCUCCGUCUACCAGCUCACGGCUACUGACGCGGACGGCGACAACGUUUCUUACACCUUGACGAGUGGUUCUGGUUUCAGCGUCAUCAGUGACGUAGUGUACACCAACACGGCGUAUGAUUACGAGACAACGACGUCAUACGCCUUACAGUUCACGUAUGUAGGAUGUUCAAGUGUCUUGUUGCAAUGUAUGUGUUAUGUUAUUGGAAUAUAA